This is a messenger RNA of Mycena indigotica, 1869 nucleotides long. RefSeq lists its product as uncharacterized. Lineage: Eukaryota; Fungi; Basidiomycota; Agaricomycetes; Agaricales; Mycenaceae. The transcript is spliced from 18 exons. The record is from RefSeq and is a predicted model, not a curated record. The coding region runs from base 1 to 1869 and encodes 622 amino acids.
AUGUCUGGUAAAUAUUCGGGAAAGUCGGGCAUCGUCAUCGCUAUCGAUAUUGGGACGACGUCGUCCGCUGCCGCUUACUGCAUUAAAAUGCCAGGAGAAAAGUUGAGGUUGGAAGUGGUCAACCAGUGGCCAAUGCAGGUAACUUCGACGCUACUGUUUAGAGACUCUGUCGAUGUCGCGCAGCCUAAUAGCGACGCCAAAGUCAAGACAGCAAUUCUGUAUAAUCAUGCAGGUGAAAUGGUUGCAUUCGGAGCAGAAACUGAGAAUGAUGGUGACCUUCAACAAGAGCGUCAAGGCAAUCUACACCGCGCGGAAUGGUUCAAACUUCACUUUGGGCCCAGCACCCUCCGCAACCACCCGGUAGUCAAGCCAUUGCCCCAUAUCCCAGUCACAGUCGAUGAUAUGUAUAAAGAUGCCCUGGGCUACUGUGUCAAGCAAAUCGAAAAUACUGUUCUCCAACGCUCUCCCAGAGGUCGCAAGCAGUGGGAAGAGUUGUCGCCGCAGAUGACUGUGGUCCUCACUACGCCAAAUGGAUGGAUGGGGGCCGAGCAGCAUCGCCUGCGGAAGGCCGCCGUCAGGGCUGGUCUUGUGCCCAGUAGCGGGGAAGAUCGUGUCUUGUUCCUAUCUGAAGCCGAGGUCGCAGGAAUACACUUUGCGAUAGAGAAUGGCUCUUUGGUGAAAACGGAUUGGUUGAAGCCGGGAAGCCAUCUCAUCGUAUGCGAUAUCGGUGGCGGAACGGUUGACACAACACGGUACACGGUGAUUAGCAGUCGUCCCAGUCUCAAGUUGAAGGAGUCCUCGAUGCCAUUGUGCUCUAUGGCGGGAGGCUCCACGGUCACCAUGCGUGCACGGGACUGGCUUCAAGGACAGGCUUUGAAAGGCACCAAUUGGGACAACGAGACUGAGAUGAGCCAACUCGUUGAACGAUUCGAUACAAAAACAAAACAAAUGUUCACCGCUGGUGACAUGUUUCUACCUCUUGGCGGGGCGGCGACGACGAAACGCAUCCCUCGUCGGGGCUUCACUGUCGAGAUUGAUCAAGGCUACCUAAAAAUUCCAAAUGCUACUAUGCGGUCAUUUUUCGCUCCAUCCCUGGAGCAAAUCGAGCAUGAUAUUGAUUUUGCGACCAAAAAUGUUGAAGGCCAGGUCAUUGCUACGAAUGUCCUCAUUGUUGGACGGUUCGGUGAUUCGCGUUAUCUGUAUAACGAGCUGUGUGCUUGGGGCCAGCAACGUGGUCUGAACUUCACCAAGCCGGAAAACAUGAGCUCCAAAGGCACUGUGAGUGGGGCAUUAAGAUGGGCCCUGUCGCCGCUCGUGCAUGAACGGCUGGCCAAGUUCCACUAUGGCACAGAUAUACGUAUUCCGUUCGACCAGAAUAAUCAAGAGCACCGACGGCGCCCCGAAUCGAUACUCCAGACGCAGCAGGGGGAGGUUCAGAUACUGCGCGCGUGGGGGAGCAUCGUCGAGAAGGGUGUCGACAUACCUGCCUCCCAAGAGUUCAUUUCGUCUUAUGUCUACGAACUCGAUGCUAGAGAGACUCAACUCGUUAGAGAAGAGAUAAUCUACAUCUAUACCGGCCACGGCCAUUCGACAACGCCGCCGCUCUUCUUAGAUCUUCCCUCAAACCAGUCAGCAGCUGAUCGUCGUCCCGUCCUCCAGCGCGGGGUCGAGGUAUUCUGCACAAUCCAGGCCGACCUGACUCGCUGCUUCCGGGCCACCCCCUCCCAUCGAACACCUUCCGGUGCUCUUUUCAAAGAAGUCAAGGUCGACGUUUGCCUGCGUCUAGGCUCCACAGAGUUUCAAGCAUGGCUACAAUGGCUAGAAGAUGGCAAUCUUCAGCGAGGUCGGGCAACAGUCGUAUUCAACUAG